Penicillium daleae is the source of this 1467-nucleotide messenger RNA. Its product is annotated as Zn(II)2Cys6 transcription factor domain-containing protein. Gene Ontology annotation, molecular function: zinc ion binding; DNA-binding transcription factor activity, RNA polymerase II-specific. Bases 1 to 1467 code for a protein of 488 amino acids. NCBI's taxonomy places the organism in Eukaryota, Fungi, Ascomycota, Eurotiomycetes, Eurotiales, Aspergillaceae. The record is from RefSeq and is a predicted model, not a curated record. Gene Ontology annotation, biological process: regulation of DNA-templated transcription. The transcript has 3 exons.
AUGCCUGGUGUUCCAUCAGGGAAGGCUUGCGAGGCAUGCCGCAAGCAGAAGAAGAAGUGCGACGAGAAACAACCAACCUGCGGACGAUGUCUCCGCCUGAAAAUACCAUGCGUAGGCUCCGGCCAACAGCGCUUCAAAUUCCAAGAAGAAAAACGCUUCACUAAGCAAGCCCGACGAGAGCAUAACAGCGUGACUCUCUCCAUGGCUGCCAAAUCUAAUUCCUCUUCAUCUAACGCCACACCGUCACCCCCUGGCAGCAACCAACUCCUUUUCAUCGAAGCCAGACCGAGCUGUAGCACCACCCGAUUGGCAAACGCCUUUACCCAAGCCAUUAAGCGCUCCACCGACAUCCGCUACAACCUCGGGUGGAGCUUCGGCUUCUUCCUCGAGGAUGUACCCCGCCGAUUGGGUACUAACGAGGCGCUGGACCGCGCCGUCGAUGCAAUUACCAGUGCCCAUGCUGACUUCUGUACCCGUCAGCACGGAUCAGUACAGGCAUUGACCAAGUACUCGGCUGCACUGCGCACUCUACGGGUCUACCUUGAUGAUCCCGUCCAUGCACAGGAAAUAAACACGCUAGCUGCAGUGAUGAUCCUGCUCAUUUGUCAGUCGAUCAUGGGGCAGACCACAAAGGGGCAAUGGUGGUCUGGACAUGCAGAGGGCGCGACACAAAUUCUAAAAGCUCGAAAGGAUUUUGGUCCCCGCAAUGAGUUUGAAGCGAAGAUCUAUAUGUCACUUCGUGGGAGCGUGCUCUUCGAAGGCCUCUUCAAUCACCGAAUCCAGCUCAGUGAAAAGGAAUGGGAAUCUCUUAUCGUGAACGAAUACGACGGAAAUAAUCCCGAAGGCCGUCUGUUACAAAAUCUUUCGCGGGCCCCGGGCAUAAUGCGGCGUGCUAGGAUCUUUCUCCGAACGGGAUCCGACCAAACUGGCAUCCAAGAUGAGCUUUGGGCACUAUAUCAAGCGUGCAAACUCGAUCUCAGCCAGCUUAAACAAUCUAGCAUCAGCAAAGACCUUUCCGUUACUGAGGUACUACCCAAAGGAGCCCACCGGACGUGGCUAGAACGACUAUUAACGGUGCACUACGACCGCAUAUACGGCAUUGGUCUGGCCAUCACCCUAUUUUUCAAUCGCAUGCUACAGUCGCUGGAGAUACAUAGUGACGCGGUACAAGCCGAUGCACACUAUUACACCGAAGAAAUCCUCAUGUUGGCUGAGAUAUCAGGGGAUCUUCGACCCAUUGGGGCGGGGUAUCUGGUUAUUUGUCUUACGAUGGCGUGGGCGGCGACGAGAGAUCGCGAACAGCGAGGGAGGGUUCUUAAAUGGUUGUGUGAAUAUCAGAGUGACUUUAAUCAUCGCGAAAUAAGUCAUUUGCAGCAGGAGCUGCAGUGGACGGCGGAGCAUUUGGCUCUGGGUGAUCCGCUUGGACUGCGUCAGGACUUGGAUUAUUUGGAUUAUCUUAUUAGUUGA